Molecule: messenger RNA, 1368 nt
Organism: Metarhizium brunneum ARSEF 3297
Lineage: Eukaryota; Fungi; Ascomycota; Sordariomycetes; Hypocreales; Clavicipitaceae
Cellular component (GO): cytoplasm; nucleus
Molecular function (GO): protein binding
Source: RefSeq, a predicted model, not a curated record
AUGAGUUUCCUAGCUGAACAAGGAGAGGAACAGGGGGAUCCGACGUUACCGAUAUAUUCGGCCACAGAUGAGGGAAGCUUGCGCCCUGGCAUCAACCGCGUCUCCGACGUCGACUCGCCCGUCUCGUAUGCACCAGCGAGCCCGCCCGCUUACAACACCUCCGAACGGCCAAAUGAGGAGCAUCGCCAUGGGCCAGAGCGCCAUCAGGCCCAAGCUGACACCGUUUGGUCAUUUUUCGACGCUAUACAGCGGGGUCUUGGUGACAAGGUUGAGCGCCUCAUCGCCACGGGCCUCGUUUCGCCCAACACGACGAGCAGAUCGGGGGAGACUCCCCUGCUGGCUGCGGUGCGCGUCCGCGACAGCAGCAUGGUUCGAAGGCUGCUUUCACGCGGCGCCACGGUCGACGAAUACGGCAAAAUAGCCAUCAACUGGGACACUCUGGAUAGAACGGCCCUGCAACUGGCGGCAGAGACAGGCAGCCUUGCCAUUGUCAAGAUAUUGAUGGAAGAAUUCCACGCCGACGACUCCUUGAUCGCCCCCGAUGGCGCCCUCGCCCUUCGACUGGCUGCCGCCAAUGGAUACCGCGAAAUCGUUGACUAUCUGCCAAAGAGACGUGGUGGCGCGUGGAAGAGAUGGCGCUUUGCGCAUCGGGAGGAAAUGGACCGCAUAAGGACCGCCCUCGACAAGAUUGGGACGUUUGUCGUGUUUUUUGUCUGGCAAGUCCCCAAGGGAGCCGCACAGGCUGCAGCCAAGGCGCUCAAAUCAGCGUGGAAGCGGCGGCGUGAGUUCGCCAACUGGGCCAAGUCGCAGGUCGAAAGGUUGCCUUCGAGGCUCGCUGCUGCUGGGGGAGGUAUAGCUAGGGGCGUGAGGAAAAUACCUCGCUUGGCCAAGUCUGUUGCCUUUGGCAUUUGGCGCUUGAUCCGAGCCGUGCCCUCGGGCGUCAGGAUAUGUGCCAACUGGGUUGGUGAUACCCUGGGCAAAGCUGGCCACUGGGUCGUCCAUGUUGUCAAGAGGACGGCUUCGUUCUUCCACACUGUGGUUGCAGCAGUGCUCUCUUGGUUCAGGCAAAUGACUCCCAGAGAUGUGUGGAACGGCUUCUGCUCCGUUUUGCAAGCUGUCUUUGUCGGGUUUCCAACUCUUCUGUGGUCAUUUGUCAAAUCAUUCGGCGACGUCAUGUACGGCUUUAUGGGGGCCGUUUUCGGCCUUCUGGGGCUGUGUCUUUGGGGUUGCGUCGCAGGUAUAGUUUCGCUGCUAUGUUAUAUUCCAUGCAAGAUUUGGCAAUGCAUUGAGGCGGUUGGGCGAAUGAUAGCAAAGACAGUUGAGGAAAUACUGGUGUACUUUGACCCCAAGAGGAUGUCGGCUGCAUAG